AUGGAUUUCUUCAGGGGAGCCCUGCAGGCAGCAGAGAAGGCAGCCGAGAUCGCCAAGAACGCCUCACAGCAAGGACUGGGCCAACCUGUGGAUGACCAGGAGUUCCUGCUGAACCCCUGGCAGAUUCAGCAUGCGACUCUUCUGUGCGCCGAAGCCAAGGACAUCCAUGAGCUCCGAUUCAUGCUGUGCCCAAGGUACAUGACCGACGGCCACUUCUGGCACACAUACUUCAGCCUGAUGAAGCCCCACCUCCCGGCAGAGUCUUUGACGUGGCCCAUGGACACACCCUUUGUGAACCCCAAGCCUGAGCAACCAGCCGCCCCCGUGUCGUCCCUCCUCAGCGACUUCAGGUCCCAGAUCCAGUCCCUGGGGUCCCAGGUCCAGGCCGCCGCCCACAUGACUUCCGUCUCCGGCGCAGGCCCCGCCUCGGUCGGUAUUUCUGAGGAGGACAGGGGUAUGGAUGAGGAGCGAGACUCGGGCACCACCCCCGACCUCGAUUUCGACGACUACCUCAACGAGCUGGCUGCCGAGGGAAGCAAGGAGGAUGGCGGCGAGGCCGCUGACCCCACCACCCAUCCAUGA
Molecule: messenger RNA, 582 nt
Organism: Auxenochlorella protothecoides
Lineage: Eukaryota; Viridiplantae; Chlorophyta; Trebouxiophyceae; Chlorellales; Chlorellaceae
Exons: 6
Coding region: 1-582 (193 amino acids)
Source: RefSeq, a predicted model, not a curated record